This is a messenger RNA of Serendipita indica DSM 11827, 3045 nucleotides long. The record is from the annotation of a GenBank genome assembly. Lineage: Eukaryota; Fungi; Basidiomycota; Agaricomycetes; Sebacinales; Serendipitaceae.
AUGGGCAGGAGAAAGCGCGAGUUUAUCUCAGACGACGAUUCGUCUGACAAUUCAGCAGAAGAAGACUAUGAAGAGCAGGAAUUAAACGGCGACGAGCAGGCAGAACGCGCCCUCUUCGACGAUCCAUACCAGCAGCGCAAGCGUAGACGCCUCAAUAACAGGGGAAAAGACGAUGCAACGUAUGGAAUCUUUGGAGAAGACGAUGACGAACCACAAAGAUAUGCUCCAAAGCGCAAAGCAAAGACUCCCGUGUUCAAAAAAUCUGCUGCAAAAGAGCCUGAGGACGCCUCUAUGAGCGAGGAAUCCUCCUCGGCAGAAUCUGGCUCGGACAGCGACGCCAGCGACGACAUCGACCCUAAAAAGGCAAAAGAUGUGGACGAAGAUGCGAUGAUUCAAGAUGAGGAGGAGGAAGAUGUGCCUAGAGGCGGCUUGGGGAACAGGCGCGGAAUUGGGUCUCGUUCUGGACUGGGCAUGUCAUUUGCACCAACCAGUAAUGGACCUCCUGAUACCCCUGACGAGUCGCAUGGAGAAGAAGCGGCACCGCAGCCCCGUGGGGGUAUAGGUGCGCGGCGGGGCAUUGGAGCGUCGAGCGCACCUCGCCGUGGAAUGCCUUCUUUUGCUGCCGCUAGUCAAGCAGCGAAUCCACCAGAAAAGGAAAAAUCACCUUCGCCAAUCCCCCAUACUGGGAUUGGUGCACGACCGACCAUCACAAGCACUCAGUCGGCCCCAGCGGUUCAGCAAGCUACAACAAAUGAACUCCCGACCUCCUUUGCUGCCAGAGCUCAGCGUGCCUUUGUUCGUAACACGGACACGUCGACUCCACCACCUACCAAACCCAACAUUUCUGCAGAAGAACGCGCACACUUUGACCGCAUUUCCGGAAGCUUUGGAGCGAGACUGAUGGCCAAGAUGGGCUGGCAAGCGGGAACGGGUCUGGGUGCUCAAGGUCAAGGUAUCGUCACACCCGUCGAGAGCAAGCUCCGUCCAAAAGGCAACGUCGGUAUUGCAUACGGUGGCUUCAAGGAGCGAACAAAACAAGCCGUUGCAGAAGACCGUCGUAAAGGAAUCAAAGUCAGCGACGACGAAGAUGAAAAGCCAAAGUCGAAGCGCAAAGGUCACCGUCACCAUGAUGAAGAAAAGGCAGAGCGGUCUGAAGCAUGGAAAAAGAAGAGCAAGCCAAAGAAGACUGUCGUCGAGCACCGGACGUACGAGGAGAUUCUGCGUGAAGCGGGUGUCGAGGCUGUCACUGCACACCAAGCCGGUGUGGGCCCUAUAAUCGAUGCCACUGGUGCGACUCCACGCGAGGUCUCUUCUAUAGCAGCACUCUCGUCAUGGACACCAUCCACGGAGACGAUGCGGUUACCCGAACUGCGCCACAAUCUGCGACUCAUGGUAGACAUGACAAACCAUGACUUGAACGCGCUGGCAAGAGAGGGCAAGCUCCUAGAGGAGAAGAAGCGUAAAGGUCUACUGGAAGAAGCUCGGCUCAGCAAAAAGAUCCAAGAAGAGGCCGAGCUCAUUCGACGGCUCGGAGAAGUCAAUAUUGUUGUUGAAGAGAUCGCCUCUGUCUCCAAGGAGACCCAAAAGUCCUCGAGAGUGGCCCUAUCGUCGGAUUACGAGAGUAGUACGGUCGAUCGACCGUCUUCAUUGGAGACUCUGUCCCCGUUUGUCGAACGCUUCCUCGGCGAGUUUUCACCCGAGUACGAAAAGUACCGCCUCGACGAAGUAGUUGUCGCUUCUAUCGCACCUUUGCUUCGUUUGGAGCUAGCCGACUGGCGACCGCUAGAACAGCCCGUAAGAUGGACGGCAAUCUUUACAAAAUGGAGAGCAGCGCUCAAGAUGAGCUCACGGCCGCAAGAUGACGGGAGCUCUGCGUUGGUUUCUAUCUAUGAUGAGAUCGUUCCCACUGCGCGUCCAGCUCCGAUAGAGAUUGCGACGGCUAUGACUCCCUGGGAGGCCUUGUUGUGGCAUUCAUGGCUUCCGAAGGUUCGCAGUGCCAUCAACAACGAAUGGGACGCAUCCGACGCUGCUCCCGUGAUCGCAUUAUACGAAGCAUGGUACGACUUGAUCCCACCGUUUAUGCAAGACAACUUUCUCGAUCAACUCGUGCUUCCAAAAGUUGAACGAGCAAUGGCAGAUUGGAAGCCAGUCCCUGGAGGCGCAUCGCUACACGAUCUUGUGUUCCCAUGGUUGCCGCAUGUGGGGUUACGAAUGGAGGAAUACCUUGGCCACGCGAGGAGAAACGUUCGCAGGGUAUUCCGAUCUGUCGACAUACUCGCUGGUCCACCCCAAGAGUUGCUCGUCUGGAAACCGAUGAUGGAACCUUCUGCAUGGCAAGACUCUAUUCUCAAGUACAUUGUUCCGCGAUUGGGCGAACUCUUACGCGACGACUUCCGUGUCAACCCCCGCAAACAGGAUCUCAAACCGUUGGAGGUAGUGAUUGCGUGGUUCGACAAAGGCGUGAUCGGAAACUCGAUCAUGAAUCAACUCGUGGAAAAGGAAGUGUUCCCCAAGUGGCUCGAGGCACUCCACAUCUGGCUUUCGCACCCGCAGGCAAGCUAUGGCGAGAUCGCGGAGUGGUAUGAUCGGUGGCGGACACUUAUUCUCCCGGAAAAUGUAUUGGCCCUUGACGCGACACAGCAAGGGUUCCAUCGUGGACUGCAAAUGAUGGAAGACGCCAUGAAGCUCGGCGAGGCCAACAUUUCCAAACUGCCCAAACCGUCCUCGUACAUGUCUACUCCCACACCAACUCAACAAGCCAACAAACCCGUUGCGGUACCGAAGCGCACAGCAGCGACAGAUUUCAAGAGUAUCGCGGAAGAACAUGCACAGGCUCAUGACUUGCUAUUCAUGCCAACUGGUCGUGUGCAUGUCAAAGUCCGUCUUCCAAUGUAUCGCGUCACUGGACGUGGAGACGGAAAGGGCGGGAUUAUUGUGUACAUCCUGGACGAUGCGGUGUGGCUGGUUGAAGGUGGGAAAGAAGAUGGCGAGAGUCGAGCGAUUCCCUUACGGGAAAUGGUUCUACUCGCGUCGAAGGCCUCUUAG